GGACGGAUGGAAUAGACCGGUCAAGGUUUAAUGUUGAAUAAAGGGGAUGUGCUUGUUUUCUUUUGCCAGGGAACUUAAAAAGAAGAGGCUGUCAAGAUGCCUGAGACUGGCAGCGCAUCAGUUGUUCCCAAGAAGGGCCUGACACUCGAUGACCUCAUCGCGGCCAUCGACCGACAUGAAAGGAACCCGAGUAACAUCCCAAAGGUCAAUACUUUCCAUUUCUGUGGGGAGAGAGUCUCAGAAUGGCUAGAGCGGGUGGAACAAGCUUUGGUCGGGCGGCCGGAUGUUGUAAAGUUUCAACGCAUCCUUCAGUAUGUCCUCCAUAGCUACUAUCAGGAGGUGAAGAAAAUCAUAGAUGCGGCUCAAGGUAGCUGGGAGAGGUUCAAGGAGGGGAUGCAGAGGAAAUACCGCCUGGGAGACGGGUUGUUGACUACUACGGACCUUGAAGCGAUGAACAAAGAGGAUUUUACGACUAUAGGGGCCUUUGUUCAAGAAUUUAAGAAGAGGGCGCGGAAGGUCCAUGGGAUUUCGGAGGAAGCACAGUGCGCCAUCUUCCUGGGGCUACUCACAGCAUCGGAGACCGUCGAAUUGACGAGACAUGGAGGAUGUAGCACUAAGCUCACCUGGACCACCAUUGACAGAGGGGUGGAAGUUGGGUGUUUGGACCAGGUGGAACAACAUCAGGUACGCCUGCAAAGACAGAAAAGAAAGGAAAGAGAUGCGACCGCUUAUGGGACCCCAGGAGUAACAAGGAUUGUUACAGACGUAUUGGCACAGCUAGGGUAUGCGACAGAGCCGGUGGUGCAAAGGAGGGUGGUGAUGGCUGUUAAAGUAAAAGGAAAAGAGUCAGUGAUAGAGGAGGCUGGUCAGGAGGAGCUCUGGGAAGAGGAAGAGCCCGUGCCGCAGCACCUGACGAAGGUCCAGCGCAAAGUGCGUAAUUUGGCGCAGGGCGGACAAGGAUCAGGAAAAGCGCAGGCGCAUCAGGCCCAGGUAGCAGCCCCUUUAAAUGUGGCGGCUCCAUCAUCUACUACGGGCCCCUCGCAAGGUGGGGCGCCCUCCUAUGGACAUUCACAGGGCAGUGUUGUAGGAGGUGGGAACCAGGGGCAGGGCAAUCAAUUCAGUGAAGGGAGGGGUGGAGGAAAGGGGCGAGGCAGGAAUGGCGGCGGAAGAGGAAGGCAAUGGAAUGGCCAAGGCCAGGGGUACCAAGGCCAAGGGAGUCAAGGCCAGGGGUACCAAGGCCAAGGGAGUCAAGGCCAGGGGUACCAAGGCCAAGGGAGUCAAGGCCAGGGGUACCAAGGCCAGGGCUAUCAAGGCCGAGGGGAUCAAGGAAGUCAGGGGUAUGGAAGACCCCGCUUUGACUGGAAGACGGUCAUCUGUCAACAUUGUGACCAGCAGGGCCACACUAUAAGGUUCUGUAAUAUAAGACGGGAAAACGAGAGAAGCGGACUGAUUUCCUCUACUAUGGAUGGGAAUAUCUACGAUCAGUUUGGGGAGGCCAUUGACAGAAGGCUUGGAGGGGUGAGGGCGGAAGCCCAGCGAAGGGCGGCAGCUGGGCCACCACCCCCUUCCAUGUUCAGGCUAUGGCAGGAAAAGGAGAAACCACCGUUUGGGGUGGAAGAAGUGGGGAGCGAUGAGGAAGUGACUCAAGGGCUGCGAGGAGGAAGUGAGACGGAAGAGGCCAUAAUCAUUGAGUCAGAUGACGGGAAUGAGGAGGAAAGAACGGAGCCUUUGUCCGUCUUAUUUGAGAAGAUGGAGGACUUGCUGGAUAAGAUGGGGAGGUACCAACAGGAGUUGGUAGGCCUCUGUGAAGGAGUGAAAGAAUGGAAGUCUAAUGUCCCCACAGUAUUCCUCUAUGACUCCGGCCCGGAGUCAGCGCCUGGGCGACCCGGAGUAAAUGUGGUGGGGUCGUGCGCUCAACCAGGAAUGAGGGGGAGACCCCUCACUCCGCAGGCCCGGCUGGCACAGGCAGCGCGAACGAGAAAUCAAGCCAAGGCUAGUACCAGCCAAGAGCCUCCAAGGGGAAAACACGAACCAGGGAGAAGGAAAGAGGCUGUGGAAGUAGAGGACGACGAUGAUGAAGAGGAAGAGGACGAGAGGCUGCGCGGAGAAGAGGAUCAGAGAGCGGAGCAGCGGGCAAGGAAAAAGGGAACCAGGGGAGAGGCCGAACCGGUCAUACAUGACGGACCGCCCAAAAAGAAGAAAUACGCGGUCCGGUUGGAAGAGGGAUUUGAUGUAGAGAAGGUGAUUGACUGGCUGCUGGAAGGGCAUAAUGACCUCAUGACCCUGAAGGAAAUCCUAGCGUCAGCCCCGCGACUCCGCGAUGAAGUAAAGGGGAGGUUAUCAUGGCGCCUGGUGCCCAAUGUCCAUUUGGGUACGAUCCUGCCCAAGGAGGCAGAGUGGGCAGAGUCAGAGAGGAACUACUCUCAGUUCAAGAGGGAGACCCUUGCUGUCCUCUUCUGUCUGCGAAUCUUCCGGAAUUAUGUCUUCGGCAGAAGAUUUAUUUUGAGAGUGGAUCCGACCGCCCUGGCCUACUCUCUAAGGAAUUACGCUCCAUCGGAUCCGACGAUUGCCAGAUGGCUGACGUACAUAUGGAUGUUCAAUUUCGAAUUAGAACGGAUUCCUGGUAGUAAGAACCGGGCUGACGGACUGAGUCGGAUCAACUGGGAUAAGCAGGAAGGGGAGGCGGUGGAGAAUACGCCCCCAGUUGAUGGAUUUCUGGAUCAGGAAGAAGAUAUUCGUCUCCAUAUCAAUAAGUGGUCGCCGCGAGUGCCCAGCUGUGUAGGCUAUCCUAUUUGGCAAGCGCCGAGCAGAUAUGAAAGGAGGACCGAGCUGGUUCUCAAACCCUUUAAAGAAGAGGAUCCCUGGGGCGGUAAGGAUGUUCCGUGGAUGAUGGAAUUAGCGCUGGCCAGCUCGCAUAGCCUGGUGGAGGAUAUGAGGACGAUUGAGGAAGGACCUGACCAGGUAGAACGGCAUGGGGACCUGAUGGGAGGAAUGUAUCUCCUCGUCAAUACGUUAUUGCAGAAAAGCCUAGACCAGUCAGGCUCGUUGAACCCGGCAGGGAAUGUGGACGAAAUACCCGAGAGUCAGGAUGACGAGUUCGAAGAAGGGGAAAUUAAGGAAACUUUUCGUGCAGAGGAGUACGACGGGAUCUACCUAGAGUUGGGGCUUCUUCUGUCAUGUGAAAUGCGACUAAGAGAUGCGAGCGAUAAGGCUCAAAGGAUGCUGCAGCGAUACUUAGUGCGAGACGGUCACCUUUUCGUGAGAAGGGAAGUGGGGAAUCUUAGGAGAGUCGUCUGCGGUAGGAAUCGUCAGAUCGACGUCGUAGCAGCGCUUUACGAUGGUAUUGCAGGAGGACAUCGAGGGGUACAAGCCACGUAUGCCAAGAUAAGUGAGUUGUACUACUGGGAUGGGAUGAUGGAUAUGGUCGGAAAGUUCUGCCGAUCUUGCGUACCUUGCCAGGAAAGAUCCCGUUUGAGGCAAGGAGAGCCGCUGCAUCCCAGGCUAGAGCGAGAGGUGGAGGCUGUAGUGCAUCUCGAUCUACUUUUUAUGCCACUUGGGGAUCAAGGCUAUAACUAUAUCUUCGAUGCGUGCGAUAACCUGUCUGGGUUCGUAGACGGGCGUGCUAUUCGCACAAAGACCGGGUCAGUCCUGGUGAGCUGCAUCGAGGAGUACUACCUGCGUUAUCCUUUCGUUAGGGAAUUCGUAAUGGAUAAGGGAUCAGAAUUUACCUGCCAAGAGGUGCAAGAACUGUUAUCAAGGUCUGAAUUUACGAAGACAGCCAUGCCAAGAGGAGGGAAGGGGACACGGCCGCCUCAGAGGCCAUUGGGCGCAUCAGGAGGAUAUGAGGGGCAUGGGCCUCGCCAUCGAGAGAGUACUCCAGUCUACAAUGAUGGGGACAUCGAGCUAUUCCUGGACAGUUUCUGGGAGCAUGCGAGGCGUAURGGCUGGACCGUCRCUCAGGCGAUUGAGAGAUUGAGGGGAGCAGGUAGGUUCGAAGAGCCCAUUGCCAGGAUUCGUAGGGAGGCGACGACGAGGCAGGAGGUGGAGAUAAGGAUGGAGGAGUUGCGACCCUCGCCUGUGGGACCUGAUGGCAGACCGAUCCGCCUGGAGAUUGGAAAUGCGCCGGACUUCAUUCCCGCGUUUGAGUGGUUCAUGCAAGAGCAGGGCAUACCGAGAGAUGAUUGGAUGCAGACGCUACCACUCUGGACCAGGAAGGCGGAAAGGCCACUAGUUAUGCAGAUCAGGGACAUGGCACGAGAUUGGGAGAGCUGCAGGGCACAUUUGAGAGAGGCCUUUCGACGGCCAGAGCUCCCUCAGCCCAGAGUCGAGAGGCGGCAGAGGAGUCAAAGACCAAGGGACCCUGAGCCCAGGGAGGCGAGACCAUCUCGAGGAGGACGGAAGGCCCUAGCCAGGAGAGAGCAGGAGCCAAAGGAUGAGGAGCGGGGGCCAUACCCUGAGUGUGGAUUGGGACCAGUGGAGUUCCAUCGUUUUACCGAGGGUGGAUUGAGGAGAUCGCCAGCACACACACAGGGGGAGCCACCAGCGUCAGAGGGGCCCUUGAGGGAAUUGCAGAUGCAUUUAGAUAUUUCUCGGUGGAGGGCGUCACUUCAGGGUGAGGGGCAUGGAGAGCAGGCAGAGAAGGUGUCACGAGAGGAGGUGCCACGAGAGGAGGUACCACAGGAGGAGAUACCACGAGAGGAGAUGCCACGGGAGGAGGUACCACAGGAAGAGGUCCGGGGUACCCAGCGAGAGAGAGGGAUGGGCGAUGAGGGGAGACGUGCAGGGAAGGAAGUGAUAGAGGUUGGAGAGGACACGCCCCCACAGACGCCAGCAGUGGGUUUGAGACUCGGGGAUGCACCAGGGAGCACCCGACAGGCAAAGGAGGGGUUGCAGAGAGAGGAGACCCCUUUACCUUCGUCAGAAAAGGCUCCUUCGCCAGAAGGGAGGGCAGAAAGGAGGAGAGAGAGGGCAGCUGUAAGGAGAGAAACUUUGAUCCUGAUUGAUAGGCAACUAGCAGUUCAUGCCCUGGAGCACCCAGACCUGGAGGAGCCAGCACCUGCAGAGCCACGCCAGGAGUCAUGCCAACCUGAGAAGGAGAUGGAAGCAAAAAUCCCAAAGAGGAUCGACCUCCGCACGAGGGAAAGGGUGUCAGCUGGAGAGACGGCUGAAGAAAAGAGGGCGAGACGAACCAGGCGGAUAGAUGAGAUAUGGCAGGAGAGGCAGAGGUCGGAGGCAGCGGGGGAACUCCCGGAGCAGCAGCAGGAGAGGCAGAGAUCGGAAGCAGCAAGAGCACUCCCGGGUCAGCCACCUAGCGCGCCAGCCAAGGCCCCGGAGAUUCCUGAGAUGUGGAGAGACUUCUGGGAGCAGAGAGGAGAGGAGCUUCCAUCGCCAGUCAGAGCCAGGUUUGGGGUGGCCAAGAAGGUGGAAGAAAGGUUAGAUCGUAAAAUCAAGUUCCUGGCCAAGACCACUUUUGACCGGCACUUGUUAUUGGAGGGUGAUCUUGCGGGGAAGAAAAUGAAGGAAGUCAGCCAUGAAGUACGUCUGGAGGCUAUGGAGAUGGAAAUUCAGGAACUUAGGGCUUUGGUGGUCAGCCAGGCAACUAUCAUUGAGAGCCUGAGGCAGCAAACCCAGGGAAAGGUGGACAAACCAGAGAGCAGCCGACAGGGAGAGCAGAGGCAGCUGGGACAGGGAUUGCCAGGACAGCCAUCUGCGACAGAGCCUCGCCAGGAGCCACCUAUGGGGAGGGUUAUCCUGGAGUCAGAGGAGGCGAGAGCACAGAGACAGGUGGAGAGAGAGGCGUUCGAGUUCAGAGCCCCUACCGAGCUCGCGACACUGCCAGUAGCAGCGGCGGGCCCAGUCAUACCUUUGGCAGUAGAGGAGGGGCUGCCACCAUCUAGCAGUGAGCCGGCUCAGGACUCAGUAGAGGAAUCCAUUGGCGUGCUCCUUGAGGCGGUGCAUACUAUGCAGGAGGAGGUGAGUUUGUUUUCACCUGAGCAGAGGAUAGAGGAGCCUCUUGAGAGAGAGAUGGGGACUGAGGAGGAGGGUGCCAUCAAGGGCGGACUCCAGAGGAUAGGCACACCUGAGUAUGGACCAGAGGAGAUUUAGGAGCAGCCCACGGCAGUGCCAGAGGCGA
Messenger RNA from Chara braunii, 6133 nucleotides. The record is from the annotation of a GenBank genome assembly. NCBI's taxonomy places the organism in Eukaryota, Viridiplantae, Streptophyta, Charophyceae, Charales, Characeae.